CGCAAUCUUUUGACAACGUUGGAAAAUCUUCUGGCCGAUCCCUUCGGUUGAAGAUCUACAAAAACACGACGUCAUGGUGUCGCAAAAAACGCUAGAUCCAGUCACUUUUAUCGUAAAUCGACUUUUGCCAGCCGCUUCUUAUGGUUCUUACCAAUGCAAGCAUUUUUUUAUUAUGGAUGUUUUACGCCCAGCACUUAUAAAUAUAAAUGGCAGAAUAUAUAGACGAAACGCAAUUAAAGAAGAAAACUACGAAGAAAAGGAAGAUGACUUUUACCAAGACGAAAGACCAGAAUAUGAAGAAUUGGAAACUGAUGAAGUCUGUGAAAGCCACUUGAUUGAACAGACGGACAAAGGUUUCCGCUGUGCCAUUGAUGUCCCAAGUGUCCUCUACAAAUACAUUAUUGGAAAGAAGGGAGAGACACGCAGGCGUCUUGAGUCUGACACAAAGACAUCUAUCACAAUUCCCAAGCUGGGUAUUGAAGGAGAAAUUGUUGUCACCGGUGCUCAGAAGAACGCCGUCUCCUCCGCCGUCACGCGACUGGAGAUGCUGAUAGACGGCUUCCGCAGGAAGCAGCCUUUCACCCACUUCCUGUCCUUUGCUCUCAAUGACUCCCAGGUUCAAGAGGGAUUCCACGCAUUCAAAGCCAUGGUUUUGGAGCAGUUUUCACAGGAUAGCGGGGUGGACGACAGCAUCUUCCAGAACCCUUCCAAGCUCCACCUGACCUUGGGCACUCUGGUGCUGCUGAACGAAACAGAGGUGAACAAGGCAUGCGACCACCUCCAGGAGUUUCGACAUGUUAUCAAGGACCUCACGGAAGGUAAGCCUCUGCCCCUGGAGGUGAUGGGCAUCGAGUACAUGAACGACGACCCUGCCGCAGUGGACGUACUGUACGCCAAGGUCAACCUGCAAGAUGGUUCCGACAGGCUCCAGGUAAUGGCCGACCGGCUAGUGGAGCACUUUGUCUCGGCCGGCCUGAUGGUGAGAGAGUGGGACAGGGUGAAGCUGCACGGCACGGUGAUGAACACCCUGUUCAGGAAGGACAGCACAGCCGAAGACGUUGGUGGCCCGGGACGAAGGAACCCACGGGACAGGGAGGCGUUCGAUGCCAGGAACAUACUAAAGACGUUUGGAAGCCAUCGCUUCGGAGAGUUUGACCUGAGUUGCGUGCAGCUGUCCCAGAGAUUCUCCACAGAUUGCACAGGCUACUAUUCCAGUGCUGGAAGUGUCAGCUUUGCCUGAGGAUCCGCAGACUACUCACCAUCCAGCCAGUUGAAAAAUCAAACAAUAUUGACGAGGACGGAAGGCAAUCUGCGUGCUUCAGUUUUUUGAAGCAACUGUAUCCAAUCCAUCAAACAAACCAUGUACCAAGGUGUGGCCAACAAAAACACCAUCCUUUCUGUUACGUUACAGAAUAAGCUGGAGAUGUGAUUCAGUUUGAAGAACUGGAACUUCAACAAAUCAAUAGACGUACAACAAAUGAUUGUAAAGUACUUAUUUUCAAUCUAAUAAAUACAACGCACGCAUA
Gadus morhua (Atlantic cod) is the source of this 1526-nucleotide messenger RNA. RefSeq names its product activating signal cointegrator 1 complex subunit 1 (gene ascc1). Gene Ontology annotation, biological process: regulation of DNA-templated transcription; DNA alkylation repair. The coding region runs from base 74 to 1240 and encodes 388 amino acids. NCBI's taxonomy places the organism in Eukaryota, Metazoa, Chordata, Actinopteri, Gadiformes, Gadidae. Gene Ontology annotation, molecular function: RNA binding. Gene Ontology annotation, cellular component: nucleus. The transcript has 10 exons. The record is from RefSeq and is a predicted model, not a curated record.